Molecule: messenger RNA, 2700 nt
Organism: Vigna angularis (adzuki bean)
Lineage: Eukaryota; Viridiplantae; Streptophyta; Magnoliopsida; Fabales; Fabaceae
Product: pentatricopeptide repeat-containing protein At1g09410, mitochondrial
Exons: 1
Coding region: 325-2340 (671 amino acids)
Biological process (GO): RNA modification
Molecular function (GO): RNA binding; protein binding
Source: RefSeq, a predicted model, not a curated record
AACAGAUUUCACAAAUUUAUUUUUUCUUGUUCUAAUAAUUAUAAUUAUAAUAUUAAAAAAUAAAGAUAAGAAUGGAAUAAUACUAUGAUAUGUGAUAUGUUUGAUGAGGAUAAAGGAUAAGGAAUAAAACUAUGAAAAGAAAUUUAACUUUUUUUUUUUCAAACUUAUGUCUUCUUCGUUUUCAUUUUGUUAUCUCUUUAGUUUAUACCAAACUUACUAUUGCAAAACAAUUUUGAUUCUAAACUAGCUACUUUUUUAUACCGGUUUUUACAAUUCUAAACAUAUAUACUAAAUGAUAAGAAUCUACGUUUAAAUCCAGUACUGAUGAUGAACAUGUGUGUCUGUCAGCACGGACGGAGAAUUUGUCGGCCUAGUUAUCGUUUACUGAGGCAUUUCACAGCAUCAUUUUCCAGUUACCGAGAAAAGGGUCUGCGUAAAAUUUUCAAUGGGGCUGAGAUUUCAAACCCCGGAACCCUUUUAAUACCCAAUAAUUUGAGCUUAACGCCGAGGUCUACGGAUGAUGCACUCCACAGACUCAAUGCGGAGAUAACGAUCUUGGGUCGCCAGGGCAAGCUCGAAGACGCGAAGAAGUUGUUCGACGAAAUGCACCAACGAGAUGAUGUUUCGUACAAUUCGAUGAUUACUGUUUAUUUGAAGAACAAGGACCUACUUGGAGCCGAAACAGUGUUCAGAGCAAUGCCACAAAAAAACGUUGUUGCAGAAUCCGCAAUGAUUGAUGGGUAUGCUAAAGUUGGUCGCUUGGAUGAAGCUCGUAUGGUGUUCGAUAGUAUGAGUCAUAGGAAUGCCUUUUCUUGGACUAGUUUGAUUUCUGGGUAUUUUAGUUAUGGAAGAAUUGACGAGGCUUUGCACUUGUUUGAUCAAAUGCCUGAGAGAAACGUUGUGUCCUGGACUGCGGUGGUUUCAGGUUUUGCUCGCAAUGGGUUGAUGGAUCAUGCUCGAAAGUAUUUUGAUCUCAUGCCUGAAAAGAAUAUCAUAGCUUGGACAGCGAUGGUCAAGGCAUAUCUUGACAAUGACUGCUUUGAUGAGGCUUAUAAGCUCUUCCUUGAAAUGCCUGAAAGGAAUGUUCGUUCUUGGAACAUCAUGAUCUCAGGUUGUUUGAGGGUCAAUAGAGUGAAUGAGGCUAUAAGUUUGUUUGAAUCAAUGCCGGAUAGGAAUCAUGUUUCGUGGACGGCUAUGGUUUCGGGUUUGGCACAAAACAAGAUGAUUGGGAUUGCUAGGAAGUAUUUUGAUCUCAUGCCUCAUAAAGAUAUGGCUGCAUGGACUGCAAUGAUCAGUGCAUGUGUUGAUGAGGGUCACAUGGACGAAGCUCGCUUGAUUUUCAACCUGGUGCCGGAGAAGAAAGUUGGCUGUUGGAACACAAUGAUCGGUGGCUACGCAAGGAAUGGUGAUGUAGCAGAAGCCUUAUGUCUGUUUGUUUUGAUGUUAAGAUCUUGCGUUAGACCCAAUGAAACCACUAUGACUAGCGUAUUAACUUCCUGUGAUGGCAUGGUGGAACUCAUACAAGCUCAUGCAAUGGUCAUACGGCUCGGGUUUGAGCCCAACACAUGGCUUACAAAUGCACUUAUUACGUUGUACUCCAAAAGUGGAGAUCUUUGUUCAGCUAGGCUUGUUUUUGAGCUACUAAAGUCAAAAGAUGUAGUGUCAUGGACUGCCAUGAUAGUAUCUUAUUCAAAUCAUGGACAUGGUCACCAUGCCUUGCAGGUAUUCGCAAGCAUGCUAGUAUCAGGAAUUAAGCCAGAUGAGGUCACCUUUGUGGGACUCUUGUCAGCUUGUAGCCAUGCUGGUCUUGUUAACCAAGGUAGAAGACUGUUUGACUCAAUCAAGGGUACUUAUAAUUUAAAUCCUAAGGCGGAGCACUAUUCCUGCCUUGUAGACAUUCUAAGUAGAGCAGGACUUAUGGAUGAAGCAAUGGAUGUAGUGUCCACUAUUCCUCCUUCCGAGAGAGAUGAAGCUGUUCUUAUGGCUUUGCUUGGUGCGUGUAGGCUACAUGGGGAUGUUGUAAUGGCAAAUUCCGUUGGUGAGAAACUAUUAGAGCUAGAGCCAUCUAGUUCAGGGGGGUAUGUACUACUAGCCCAUACAUAUGCUGCAGAGGGUCAAUGGGAUGAAUUUGCACAAGUUAGGAAAAGAAUGAAAGAGAGAUAUCUAAAGAAAAAUCCAGGAUAUAGUCAAAUACAGAUAAAAGGGAAAAAUCAUGUAUUUGUUGUUGGGGAAAGAUCUCAUCCCCAGAUUGAGGAAAUUUACAGAUUGUUACAACAGAAUCUUCAACCUUUGAUGACGGAAAUGGGUUCUACACUAGAGAACAUGUUGCUAGUAGAUUAGUUCUCAAGCAAUUAAGUACUAACCCAAGUUACAUCUAACAUAAAAAAUGUACACUUUAUAGUGUUAUUAUGAACGCCACUGAUUAGUUCUUUUAAACUUGGUGAGCUAUUUAGCAUGAUAUAAAUGAUUGAGUGUUGGAAACUUUAUGAGAACCGCAAAAUUUGUGAGAAUACAAAGUUGACACACAACAGUUAAGUUAAGGUGUUUUAUGUUAUUGCAUAGGAACAUAACUAUAUAGUGAACUGAAAAGGUAAAAAGUGAAAUUGUUGCUAACCGUUCAGUUCCAAAGUCCAAAUCAAAUUCAAAUGAGCUAAUGAUUUGCCCUUCUGUUCUAAUCAUGGGAUUUCUAAAAGCUGUGAA